Molecule: messenger RNA, 1064 nt
Organism: Cynoglossus semilaevis (tongue sole)
Lineage: Eukaryota; Metazoa; Chordata; Actinopteri; Pleuronectiformes; Cynoglossidae
Product: multiple C2 and transmembrane domain-containing protein 1-like
Exons: 4
Coding region: 643-1050 (135 amino acids)
Biological process (GO): regulation of neurotransmitter secretion
Cellular component (GO): synaptic vesicle membrane
Molecular function (GO): calcium ion binding
Source: RefSeq, a predicted model, not a curated record
ACACACAUAUUGGUUAAAUCAUUGCAAUUAUUUGAUUCAGGGUUUUUCAACUGAAUCCCCAAAAAUGAGUUGAAGGGCAACAUUAUGUUACAAACAAUACCAAUAAGAUAAUAAACCAUUUACCUGCUGGUCAAUAACAUUAUUAAUGUGUUAAAGCCACUCUGGAAAAUGUGUUGCCAUAACUGAUGUAGCUCAAUGAGUGUGCAGCAUACCAAUACGCAAUGAUCCAGUCUGUGCUCUAAUAUAAAAAUGUGAUAUUGAGCCCGAAAUGUAGCUUUUAAAUGUGAAAAAACACUUUUUUUUAAAUAAUCUUUGGACUGAAACUGUACCAUGACACCACUUGGGUCCAAGCCAUAAUAUUUUAAGAAUCAAUUAUCUGAUUGAAUAAAGCCUUAGAUCUCACCUAAGGUGAGUAAAAACAUAAAAUGGAAAUAGAUGUGAUUAAUGUAAAAGUUAAACCAAAUCUGCAGUGUAUUGUCUCUGAACCAUUUCUAUUGGCACACAUUAACUCACAGCACUUUUUGACUUUUGCUUUUAAUUUCUCUGGGUUUUAAAGAGACAAUUUCACUGUAAUCUAUCCACAAGGACCCUAAACCAGGCCCCUGGGAGGACACCUGUGAUAAAAACCAUAUCCUCGAGGAUAUGUUGGCUUCAUGGCACUUUGAGUGGAUACGAACCAUGGUGGACUCGGAGAGAAAGGGCUUCAUGAACAAGCUCUAUGCCAUCCAGGACGUGUGCAUCAGCGUGCAAAAUGCACUGGAUGAAGUGGCCUCCUAUGGCGAGAGGAUAAAGAACACAUUUAACUGGACUGUGCCUUUUCUAAGCUGGCUGGCUAUUUUGGCUCUCGGAGUGGCCACCACUAUCAUCUACUUCAUCCCUCUACGAUACAUUGUAUUAGCCUGGGGUGUGAAUAAAUUCACCAAAAAGCUGAGAGACCCCUACACCAUCGAUAACAAUGAGCUGCUAGACUUUCUGUCCAGAGUGCCCUCAGAUGUACAAGUGGUGCGUAAACUUCUGACUUUAUCUUUGCCAUGUUUUUAUCUAUUUUGACAUCACAUUUGCUG